AUGGCCCCAAAACAGAGAAUCCAGGUUGCGAAUAAUACAUUUAGUAAGAAUGUCACUUCACGAGGAAAUGUUCAGAAGACUCUUAAACCACAAGAGGAUAAGUAUAGCGUAUCAACUUGGCUUAUUGGACUAUUUAUUUUUGUCGUUUGCGGCUCAGGUAUGAUUUUCACUAUUCACUUCCACGUACGUAUGGUAAUUUAA
Enterobius vermicularis (human pinworm) is the source of this 201-nucleotide messenger RNA. The record is from the annotation of a GenBank genome assembly. Lineage: Eukaryota; Metazoa; Nematoda; Chromadorea; Rhabditida; Oxyuridae.